Molecule: messenger RNA, 1322 nt
Organism: Salarias fasciatus (jewelled blenny)
Lineage: Eukaryota; Metazoa; Chordata; Actinopteri; Blenniiformes; Blenniidae
Gene: iah1
Product: isoamyl acetate hydrolyzing esterase 1 (putative)
Exons: 6
Coding region: 416-1138 (240 amino acids)
Source: RefSeq, a predicted model, not a curated record
GUUGUUUCUAGUAACAGCGGGUGUUGUCGUCUGUUCUUAUUAGCAACAAGAGAAGCUAAAGGAAGUCAGUCACUGGUUAACACGGAAACCAGUCAAUCCGAAACACCAAAAGCUAAACGGAAGACCUCACAGUGGAUUUUAUGCAUAAAUGUAUCUGUAAACAUUGGUGCAGUGAAGCCAAAAGUUAUCCACUCCAGCUGCUGCCGAGUCUCCGCGUGUAGGUUUGUUGCUUUGAUGCCUUAAAGCGGCACGGAUUUGAAGGAAAUCCUCUUCCUCUUUUCCAUGCAGGACUGCAGCUCAGCUUCCUUCUGGUCAAAGUUCACUCCAGCAAUUUUUAGGCUUUAGUUUUUGUACAAUCAGGCAGUGAGAAACUACAGGAAACCGUCUUCAGGUAUUGAUCUGCAGCUCAGCCUUCAUGUCUAAGCUCACUCCGGUAGUUUGGCCCAAAGUCAUUUUAUUUGGGGACUCCAUCACACAGUACUCAUUUCAGCCUCAUGGCUGGGGGGCAGAAAUUGCAAACAAACUUGCAAGGAAAUGUGACGUUGUGAACAGAGGGCUGUCAGGAUACAACUCCAGAUGGGGGAGGAUGGUUCUUCCUCGGCUGCUCAGCCAGAGCUCUGCCGAGCGCGUCGCGGCCGUGACCCUCUUCUUCGGAGCCAACGACUCUUCUCUGGAAGAUAAGAACCCGCAGCAGCACGUCCCGCUGCAGGAGUACUGCGAGAACCUGAAGGACAUGGGACGCUUCCUGUCCUCGGCCGGCGUCCCGUCGGACCGUCUCAUCUUCAUCACCCCUCCUCCUGUGGACGAGCCGGCGUGGGAGAAGGAGUGCCUGCUGAAGGGCUGUCCUCUGAACCGGCGCCACGCGGCGGCGGGGCAGUACGCCGAGGCCUGCGUCCGAGCGGCGGGGCAGGUCGGGGCCGACGUGCUGGACCUGUGGACGCUCAUGCAGCAGGACGGACGGGACUUCCGGCCGUUCCUGUCCGACGGCCUGCACCUCUCCCAGGACGGGAACCAGUUCCUGGCUCAGCAGCUGUGGCGGCUCCUGGAGGGCCGGGUGGCCGACCUGCCCUUCAUCCUGCCCUACUGGGGGGACGUGGACCACGCCAGUCCCGAGAGCAGCCUCCUCUGUGACCUUUGACCUCCACUCUGCACCAGCACGCCCAAUGAAGACACAAAUGCACAAUAAAGGGUUUUUUUUAUUUGAGAUCUGUGCGGGUAACUUCAGGAACAAACUUUAAAAAACAAAACAAAUUAAGAGCAAAGAAAGAAAUGUACACAUCUGACGAGACGCUCCCCCUGCAGAAUAAAGCUUUACUGUACAA